AUGAAAGCCAAGGCCAAGGCUCAAGAGGACUACGCAGAAGCCCAUAGAGUAGUGAAGAGAAACAUCAAGAAAGACAAAAAAGAUUAUAUAGAAGGACUGGCAGCAGAAGCGGAGCAGGCAGCAUACAGUGGCAACAUGAAACAUGUGUAUGAUAUCACCAAACGACUCUCCGGGAAGUUCAGCAAGCCAGAAAGGCCAGUCAAAGACAAGCAGGGGAACACCAUCAAUAGUCAAGACCAGCAGAUGACCAGAUGGGCAGAGCAUUUUAAAGACCUCCUGAACAGGCCCGCACCCCCAAACCCCCCAGACAUAGCAACAGCUAGCAUGGAUCUCCCGAUUAACUGUGAAAAGCCGACCAGAGCAGAGAUCAGGAAGGCUAUCGCCCUGAUGAAGAACAGGAAGGCGUCUCGACCCGACAAUAUACCAGCAGAGGCCCUAAAGGCAGACCUGGAUGCAUCAGUGGAGAUGCUGUACCCACUCUUUGAGAGGAUCUGGGAGGAAGAGAAUGUACCGGCAGACUGGAAAGAAGGAUACCUUAUCAAGAUCCCUAAGAAAGGGGACCUCAGCGACUGCAACAAUUACAGGGGCAUCACACUCCUAUCGGUGCCAGGAAAGGUCUUCAACCGAGUCCUCUUGGAGAGGAUGAAGGAAACCGUAGAUUCGCAAUUGCGAGACGAACAGGCAGGCUUCCGGCAAAAUAGAUCCUGCACUGACCAAAUCGCUACUCUACGCAUCAUAGUUGAACAGUCCUUGGAGUGGAAGUCAUCAUUGUACAUCAACUUCAUCGACUAUGAAAAGGCAUUCGACAGCGUGGAUCGAGAAACCCUCUAGGAGCUCCUUCGGCACUAUGGCAUCCCAGCCAAGUUGGUCAACCUGAUUAAAAUCUCCUAUGAAGGCAUUUCCUGCAGAGUUAUACAUGGAGGACAGCUCACAAACAGCUUCCAAGUACGAACAGGAGUCCGACAAGGAUGCCUGUUGUCACCUUUCCUCUUCCUUCUCGCAAUCGACUGGAUUAUGAAGACAUCCACCAGCGAGCGUAGGAACGGAAUACAAUGGACUCAGCUCGAUGACUUAGACUUUGCCGAUGAUCUGGCACUACUUUCCCACAGCCAGCAGCAGAUGCAAGAGAAGACAAAUGUAGUGGCAACCUUGUCGCAGCAAAUCGGCCUAAUCAUCCACAGGGACAAGACCAAGAUCCUAAAGACCAACUCAGCAAGCAGAGAACCCAUCACCCUGAAUGGGAGCCCCCUGGAAGAAGCGCAGUCCUUCACAUAAUUGGGAAGCAUCAUUGACCAGCAGGGCGGUUCAGAUGCAGGUGUCAAGGCAAGGAUUUGUAAAGUAAGAGCCCCCUUCGCCCAGCUCAAGAACAUCUGGACCUCCAGAGAGCUGUCAGUGACCACCAAGAUCCGAAUAUUCAACUCCAACGUAAAGUCAGUCUUACUGUAUGGGGCAGAGACCUGCAGGAUAAAUAAGACUACCAUCAGAAAAGUACAGACCUUCAUCCACACCUGCCUCAGAAGAAUUCUCCAGAUCCGAUGGCCUGACACCAUCAGUAAUACCAACCUCCGGGAAAGGAGGGGCCAACUCCCUGCUGAAGAAGAAAUCAGGAAGAGGAGAUGGGGCUGGAUAGGGCAUACCCUACGAAAACCACCAACCAGCAUCUCUAGGCAGGCGUUGCGGUGGAACCCACAAGGCAAGCGGGAGAGAGGUCGGCCAAGAAACACCUGGCGACGCGACCUUGAGGCUGACACCACCAAGAUGGGCUACACCUGGAACCAGUAAGAGAAAAUGGCCCAGGACAGAGGACUCUGGAGAGCUGUUGUUGUUGGCGGCCCAUACCCUGGUAGGGGUGACAGGCAGUAA
Etheostoma cragini (Arkansas darter) is the source of this 1863-nucleotide messenger RNA. Its product is annotated as LINE-1 retrotransposable element ORF2 protein. Lineage: Eukaryota; Metazoa; Chordata; Actinopteri; Perciformes; Percidae. The record is from RefSeq and is a predicted model, not a curated record. The transcript has 2 exons.